UUUUUAAGGGGGCAUCUGUAUUGAGCAGCUUUCAGGUAAAAUAAAGGUUCGCUCACCUGUGGAAGCGCCAUCUACCUGGAGUUGUUCAACAGAGAGAGCGCCAUCAUGGCGUCCGAACGUGUUUGGACAUUGCUGCUUCUUCUCAUGUGUAUCUCAGCAGGGCUGGCCAUCCAGUGUUACCAAUGUGACAGCAACGAGGACCAAACCUGCCCAUCUGGCUAUGGAUUCGACAAAACUGUCAACGCCAUGUUGGACUGCAAUGGCUUUGAAGCUGACGUCCCAGGCCAAUUUUGUGUCAAAAUCUACCAGGAAAGUCCAGGAUGGGGUGGCUGGCAGAAGACUACACGCAGAUGUGGAUCCAGGACUUCCUUUGGUGUGGCAUGGGGCUGCCGGUGGUCCUGGGAUUACACUGGAGUGUUCACAGAAACCUGUUACUGUGAGGAUGCUGACGGCUGCAACAGUGCUAGGGACUCGAGGAUACACCUUGGAGUAGUGUUCAUCUGCGCUCUGAUGUCUUUUGUACUUUUUAUUUUGUCAUAGCGAGGGAGCAUAAUGCGUGAGACUGGAUGAGGUGUUAUGCUGUUGUUCUUUUUACAAUGUUACACAGAGAUGUGCAUGAUAGUGUAUUUGGUGUGUGUGUGUAUUACUAUAUAUAUAUGCAGGUGUAGAGAGAGGUAUAGAGAAUGUGUAUGUGUGUGUCUGCUCUACCUUAUGCCCACACAUGUGAGAGAGAGCUUUUGUGUUUUAUACGUACAAUAUUUUCGAAGCUGAGAGACCAGAAUCUUCCUCCUUGUAGUUCUAAGGUAGGUUCAUGUCCAGAUACAUUGUCUAUGUCCUUUCUUGAGAGAACUAGCAUCAUUCCAACCAUCAUACCAGCCAUCAUUCCUAAUAGUUGCUCUUUAAAUUGUCGAGACAUAUUUGCGAUGAUGAAGUUGCGGCCUUAUUGCUGGUUAUCCUGUCUUCAAUAAUUUUUGCAUUCUUGGGGAUGGUUUUGUAUGAAAGAACUUUUGUAUGGUGUAUUGGUGUAUGUGCAUGUUACUUUAGGCAAGUUUAAUUUUUCUGAAUGAGCUUUUAUGUGACGUGUAUGUGUUAAUUUUGUCAGUUUUAAAUCUGUGAGUGAGCAGUUCUAGGGUGUAUCUUUGUAUGCGUGUUUGAGUAUUUGUUUGUGGUGAGUUUUCAUGUUGGAUGCUUGAUAUUCAUUUGCGAGUUGUAAAAUCAGAUGGAAAAUAAGUCAGUAAAAUGGUGAAGGAAAAGGAGUUGAAUGAAAUGUGUCUGUAUGUUUUUAUGUAAGUGUUUGUGUGUGUGUGAGAGAAUAAAAGAGAGCGAGUGAGAACUACAGAUGGGACAGUGAAUCUUUUUAAAAUGUCAAUACUGCAAGGCUUGUUCUGAAAUGCAAAGCAAGUGUACUGAAGAAGUUACAAAAGCUGUGCCACCAUUAUAUGCAACAUAUCAUUAUGUAACAUAGCCUUUUCUGUUGUUUUUCUACAAGUUGUACAUAAGUUGACAUGCCUUGUAUGUUUUUUACACAUCAUAGCUUUCAUGUACCCUGCUUAGCCUCGGAGCAAUUGAAGUAGUUUUACAUUCAUUCAGUUAGUGUAAAAUGAGAUCACAUAACAUCCCAGAUGGAGGAUAUUCCCUAUUUUCAUAGUGAUGGUUAACCCAAAAAAAUCUUAUUCCAAGUUUUAAUUAUUUAUUUGUGAAACAUUCCAGUUUUAUUUUAAAUCUUUCUGGGGUCUUUGGUUGAUUUUUAUUAUCUUAAAUCUCUCUGCACUGCAUUUCAAAUAUUCUAUGCCAGAGUGAAAGGAUGGGGAAAUAUAAUUUUGAUUUUUGAGGGCAGCAUUUAAAUAAGAACUAAUGUCACAAAACAUGUUAUUUAUUCUAGUUAUGUGACUACUUAUAUGAUUAUGCAUUGUACUGUAAAUGAUACUAAAGUUUAUGCUGUGACUUUAUCAAUCUCUCUGCUGAAUCAUAGGAAUCAACCAAAUGUUUAUGUGCAUUCCACUGUAUUUCUAAUGUCGAUAGAUGACCUGUCUAGCUUUUUUGUAAACAAGGGUGAGAGAUGGAGGGAUGAAGUGGGGGGAGAUGUAUCCAAAUUUCCUGAAGUCUUUAACAAAAUUUUAGUGGGGGAGGAAUAUGAAAAUGUAUUCAAAUAUUUCGGGCGUCAUUUAGAUCCUGUUGUAAGUUACGAUUAAUAAACAUUUUUUAUAGUAUUCA
Aplysia californica (California sea hare) is the source of this 2214-nucleotide messenger RNA. RefSeq lists its product as uncharacterized. Gene Ontology annotation, biological process: regulation of synaptic transmission, cholinergic; sleep; positive regulation of voltage-gated potassium channel activity. Bases 106 to 540 code for a protein of 144 amino acids. Lineage: Eukaryota; Metazoa; Mollusca; Gastropoda; Aplysiida; Aplysiidae. The transcript has 4 exons. The record is from RefSeq and is a predicted model, not a curated record.